AUGCCCUUGCGCCGCCGUGCCGGCCGCGCCAUCGCCGCCGCGCCAGGCGGCUUCCUCCACCUCUCCCUGCUCGCCUCCCUCCGCCGACGCCCCUCGCUCCAGGCGCACGCACAGCUCCUGCUCCUGGGCCUCCCGCUGCCCCCCGCCGCGGCCUCCCUCCUCCUCCGCCCGCACCUCCGCGCCGGCCACCCGCUCGCCUCGCUCCGCCUCUUCCUCCGCAUGCUCCGCGACAACCAGCCCGCCGCGACCUGCGCCACCGCUUCCCAGGAGAAGGAGGGGGCCGUCCCCGACUCCCGCUCCCUCUCCGCGGCUCUCGCGGCCUGCUCCCGCCUCGAGUCCCCUUCCGCCGGCUUCUGCACCCACGCCUUCGUCCUCAAGUCGGGAUUCGCCUCCGACGUCUUCGUCGCGAACUCGCUCCUCCAUGUCUAUGCCUCGUUCGGUCUCCACGCCCUCGCGUGCAAGCUGUUCGACGAAAUGCCGGCGAGGGACACCGUGUCGUUCAACACGCUGAUCGGUUCUUACGUGCAGUCGGGAUGCGUUGAACGCGCGUUGGGGGUGUUCAGGAACAUGGUGGAGGGAGGGUUCCGGCUGGACGAGUGGACGAUCACGGCGUUGCUGGGCGCCUGUGCUGGGCUAGGUGAUUUGAUGGUGGCCAAAGCUGCGCAUGGGUUUGGCAGCAGGGCAUUGAGGCAUACAUUGUUCGACUCUGCAGAGGUGGUAAUUGGGUUAGUGGACAUGUAUGUUAAGUGCGGCGCAGUGCAGCUCGCCAGGAAGGUGUUUAAUUUGUCUGGGGAGAAGGCGAAGGACGCAAGGGUUUGGAGUGUGAUGGUGUCAGGGUAUGCAAGGGCUGGUGAUAUCAACAUGGCUCGGAAGUUGUUUGAUGAGUUGCCCAAUAAGGAUUUGGUUGCAUGGACAGUUUUGAUUGGUGGAUAUGUGCAGGCAGGUAGAUACAAGGAGGCACUUCUGUUGUUUGAGGAGAUGGAAGCGACAGGACUUGAGGCUGAUGAGGUGAUGGUCGUCACCGUGCUUUCAGCUUGUGUCCAGCAUGGUGCUAUUGGUCUAGCAAAGAGGCUCCAUCGUCGUGUGAACCAGAAUGGAUUGGUUAGCCGAAAUGCGAGAGUUGCCACCAGCUUCGUGCACAUAUAUGCAAAGCAUGGGUGCAUACAGACAGCUGUGGAUGUGUUUCGUGGAGUCGCUGAUGAAUUCAAGACUGUGGAGUUGUUUAAUGCUAUGAUACAUGGACUCGCUCACCAUGGUCAUGGUGAGAAAGCUAUCUCACUUUUUGAUGAAAUGGAAACCCUGGGGCUCCAACCUGAUGACAUCACAUUUGUGGGAGUCCCAAAGCAUGCAGUCGCAGUAACUUGGUUGAACAAGGGUCACGGUGUCAAACCAAAUGUCAAGCAUCACACUUGCAUGGCUGAUCUCCUUGGAAGAGCUGGACGGAUCGACGACGCUUACAGCUUUAUCCAGAAUAUGCCUUUUCAAGCAAAUCUUGUGGUAUGGUCAUCUCUUCUGACAGCAUGCAAGAUCCAUGGAAAUAACAAGAUUAAGAAUCUUGUAGAGAGGCAAAUUCUCAGGUUAGAUGCUACAUACAAGCCUGAAAAGCUAACCUUAUCUGGCUUAUUUUCUGAUAAGAAGAGGAAAGAGCUAUCUGCGAGGGAUGCUUUGGGAGAAGACUGCUUGGAAUAUCAAGAGACAGCUGCUCCAGCAUUUCCCUUGAUAAACCCAGUUCCUGAAACCCCAACAGCAGUCACGAACAAUUGGGGUGGUGACUCGAUACUUGCUUGUGCCCCUCCUUUGGCUAGUUGUAUGGGCUUAGAGGAUCCGGUUGAGGGACAAUGCAAGGCUGGUGGUGGCUCAAAGACUUACGUUCUGAAGCUGGACAUGCACUGCCAAUGCAACGGCUGUGUGAAGAAGAUCAAGGACGGGGUGAAGGAGAUCAGCAUUUCAGAAGCUACAGGGGUGGAGCGAGCUGAUGUUUCAGCAGAGACGGGAGAGGUGAAGGUGAGAGUGACGGGUGGAGUGGACAUGGACCCAGAGAAGCUCUGCUGCCUGCUGCAAGAGGCAACGAAGAAGAAGUGUGUGAGGAUAGUACUCGAAGAGAGCGUCCCAUCGCCAGGAUCAGGCCGCAUUGCAAGGCCUGGGCAAACCAAGAACACCUCUGUGUCUGGUCAGGUGCCGUCGGACUGGGUGGCUUCGGAUUCUGCUGGGUGGUGGCGACACGACACGAGCACCUUCCCCGCAACCGCCCCGAGCGCCCCGCCCCUGCCGGUGCCGGAGGAGGAGGAGGAGGAUGCAUGGAGCGAGACGACGGUGCCUUCGGAACGGUGCCGGUACCGAUGGGCGGCGCCUGGUAGCACGCUCGGCGUGUGGGCUGCGUCAGAGAUCACAGGGACAUUGGCCAUGUACGAGCUGUGA
Miscanthus lutarioriparius is the source of this 2418-nucleotide messenger RNA. Lineage: Eukaryota; Viridiplantae; Streptophyta; Magnoliopsida; Poales; Poaceae. The record is from the annotation of a GenBank genome assembly.